Molecule: messenger RNA, 354 nt
Organism: Botrytis deweyae
Lineage: Eukaryota; Fungi; Ascomycota; Leotiomycetes; Helotiales; Sclerotiniaceae
Exons: 2
Coding region: 1-354 (117 amino acids)
Source: RefSeq, a predicted model, not a curated record
AUGCCGGCACGUGUAGCAUUUAGGAGAAUGCUCCCCCGUGCAGGGUUUGUGGCCAGCAGUGCGGCAAUCGGAUUUUCAGCCAGCUACAGCAGCGAUCGUGCCUUCGACUACAUGAUGGGCCCGACAAAACUUCGCUCCAAACGAAGUCCUUUGAUGAAAGCCAUUGAACCGACAGCCUUUGUCAUGCUUUAUCGGCAUUUUAAACCAAGCUGGCAGACAAUGUGUGCUAUAUGUGUCUACCAUUGUUACAGCGGUUUUUGCCAAGGUUUUUGCACCGCCAUCUUCAAUGGCUGCAAAAGAGCAUGGGACGAGAUCAAAACAGAUAACGAGGCGGCCUUGGAAACCAAGACCUAA